CGCGCAGCGGCCGUCACGUGGGCGCCGAGGAUCGCAGUGCGCGUGGCCGCGGCGGCUGGCGUGGGGUUGAGGCAGUUGUGAGGCCGGAGCUGCGGAGCCAGCGGGCGGCCGGCGGCCCGGCGCAGAGCGACAGGCGCGGCUGCGGGAGCGGGAGCCGAGCCCUGAGUCGGCCGAGCCGGCGCCGCCUCCAGCCGGGACCCGCCGCGGGCGCGCCCCCGCUCUGCGCUGCCUGCGAUGGCGUCCGCCGCCGGGGCCAUGGCGAAGCACGAGCAGAUCCUGGUCCUCGACCCGCCCACAGACCUCAAGUUCAAAGGCCCCUUCACAGAUGUAGUCACUACAAAUCUUAAAUUGCGAAAUCCGUCGGAUAGAAAAGUAUGUUUCAAAGUGAAGACUACAGCACCUCGUCGGUACUGUGUGAGGCCCAACAGUGGAAUUAUUGACCCAGGGUCAACUGUGACCGUCUCAGUAAUGCUUCAACCUUUUGACUAUGAUCCCAAUGAAAAGAGUAAACACAAGUUUAUGGUACAGACAAUUUUUGCUCCACCAAACAUUACAGAUAUGGAAGCUGUGUGGAAAGAGGCAAAACCUGAUGAAUUAAUGGAUUCUAAAUUGAGAUGUGUUUUUGAACUGCCCAGUGAAAACGAUAAAUUGAAUGAUAUGGAGCCUAGCAAAGCUGUUCCACUGAAUGCAUCUAAGCAGGAUGGACCCAUGCCAAAACCGCAUAGUGUUUCACUCAACGAUACUGAAACAAGGAAACUCAUGGAAGAGUGUAAAAGACUUCAGGGAGAAAUGAUGAAGCUAUCAGAAGAAAAUCGACAUCUGAGAGAUGAAGGCUUACGGCUCAGAAAGGUAGCGCAUUCGGAUAAACCUGGAUCAACCUCAGCUGCGUCCUUCAGAGAUAAUGUCAGCAGUCCUCUUCCUUCCCUCCUUGUUGUGAUUGCAGCCAUUUUCAUUGGAUUCUUUCUAGGGAAAUUCAUCUUGUAGAGUGAAGCAUGCUGAGUGCUAUUUCUUUCUUUUUUUCCCUCUUGACCAGAAAAGAUUUGUUUACCUACCAUUUCAUUGGUAGUAUGGCCCACCGUGACCAUUUUUUUUUUGUGUGUGUGUACAGCGUCAUAUAGGCUUUGCCUUUAAUGAUCUCUUACGGUUAGACAAAACAAUAAAAACAAACUGUUCGGCUACUGGACAAAAAUUGUAUAUUAUCACAUCAUCACUAGCAGAUGUCAGUUGCACAUUCAGUCCUUUAUGAAAUUCAUAAAUAAAGAAUUGUUCUUUGUGGUUUUAAUAAGAGUUCAAGAAUUGUUCAGAGUCUUGUAAAUGUUAUUUUAAUAAUCCCUUUAAAUUUUAUCUGUUGCUGUUACCUCUUGAUAUAUGAUUUAUUUAGAUUGCUAAUCCCACUCAUUCAGGAAAUGCCAAGAGGUAGUCUGUGGGGGAAAUGGUGCCUCUUACAAGUGUAAAUUUUCUCCUUUACCUUUGCUAAUAUCAUGGCAGAAUUUUUCUUACCCCUUGUGAGGCAGUUGUCGACUGAGUUUUUCAUCCUUACAAUCCUGUCCCAUGGUAUUUAACAUGAAAGAAAAUAAAACUGUUAACAGAUUCUCGCUCAA
Sorex araneus (European shrew) is the source of this 1601-nucleotide messenger RNA. It is a transcript of the gene VAPA, whose product is annotated as VAMP associated protein A. Gene Ontology annotation, molecular function: FFAT motif binding. The transcript has 6 exons. NCBI's taxonomy places the organism in Eukaryota, Metazoa, Chordata, Mammalia, Eulipotyphla, Soricidae. Gene Ontology annotation, cellular component: endoplasmic reticulum membrane; plasma membrane. Bases 235 to 984 code for a protein of 249 amino acids. The record is from RefSeq and is a predicted model, not a curated record. Gene Ontology annotation, biological process: neuron projection development.